AUGGCGGGUGAUGACUAUGAUGUCACAAAGCUGGAGUUUUCAAGUACAAAUGAACCAAAUCAGAAACCCAAAGAUGUUAUUUUCCAUCUUCCAGCCAUUCUCAAAGAAACUCCUCACAGGGAAUCAAUUCUUCGCAUAUGCCCCACUGCAGACAGUAACUUUAUGCUCAUGGGGCAAGAUGGCCUGAUUUCCUUCUGGUCGUCAGACCUGAUGUUUGUGAAAAGCAGGUCUCUUUUUGAAAAAAGCAGAAAGGUCAAAUGGAUUACUGAUUUCAUCCUCAUUAAUCAGUACAACAAAUUCCUGAUUGGAACAUGUGAUAGAGAAAUCCGUCUGUAUGAAUUGUCCAAUUUUGAACCAUAUUGUCAAAUAAUUGGCCUUCAGUCUGUGCCUCUUCGACUAGACUACAGUUCCACAGGCAAUGAUGAAAGUGUGAUUCUCUAUGGUGAUGAUCAGGGAUGUGUCAAUAUCUUGCUCAUGUCAAUGAUGGGGGAAAGCCUGAGGAACUGGACAAAGGGUCCGUUAGUGGAUGGAAUUCCAAGCGUUACCAUUGAGAAACUUGCGAGUCAUGGACCAAUCUCCUACAUAUGCUGGAAGGCUCAUAAUGAUUGGGUGUCAGAGAUUAAAUACAUCCACUCUAUCAAUAAAGUUAUAUCAAGUUGCAAUGAGGAAACGACUGCCCUAGUCAUAGGUUGUGUCAUAGGUACCAAGUCCAUUCAGCAGAGGAUGAAAGAAAUUCAAGAUGAAGUCUAUAAUAAAGACAGGCACCCCCAGACAGGAGUGACUGUUCUACAGAGAAGACAGAGUUGUGAUGAAGCAAUAUUUUUAAUCUCCAAAGGAGCAAAAACCUUUGACUUCUGCAAAGAAAAGAAUGUGCUUGUCACAGGAGGAUUAGACAGAAUAAUUCGAAUGUGGAAUCCAAACUUCACAGGACGACCAAUUGGGAGGCUGACUGGCCAUAAUUCACCCAUCAUCUUCCUCAGUAUUGCUGCAGGGGACAGGAGGAUAUUUUCAAUCUCAGUAGACAAGAUAAUUAAGGUUUGGGAUAUUGAAGACCAAAUGUGCCUCAUUACUGUGAAACCUAAGGCUAGUCAGAUUAAUGGAGAUUUGGCCACUUGUUAUUAUUCUGAGGAAUCAAAGGCACUCUACAUUGCAACUGAUUCAUUGGCACAGCUACUGCUGCAGAACAGAGAGGAGCUGAAUAAAGGUGUGUCUCACAAGAAACCUGUUCUGUGUUGUCAAUACAACAAGUUAAUGAGACAAGUCGUUACUUGCUGUGAAGGAUCUGAUAUUAAAGUGUGGGAUCUGGACACUGGCCACCUUGUCUUUGAAUUAACCAGAGCUCAUGGAGAUGCUGCUAUAACGUGUAUGACCUUUGACAUUGAUGAAAGAAGGCUGAUCACGGGUGGCAGAGAUGGAUGUGUGAAGAAAUGGGACUAUCAAAAUGGGAAAUGUAUACAGACCCUGAGACAAGCUGGAGAAAAAACUGAAGAAAUCAGUGACUGUAUUUAUGCUGAAAUAUACAAAAAUAGCUUUAUCAUCUCGGUUGGCUGGGACAAAAGGAUCAAUGUUUAUUCGGUACGUGCAAACAAGAACAUGGAGUCCUUUAUGUCACAGAGAAGGUUGACUAAACCCAUUGAGACCAUGCUGGCAGACAUUCAGGAUGACCUAAAUGAUACUCAGUAUCCAUCACACCUUUGGGCAGAUGAUGCAAUGCAGAAAAAUGGCCACAAGGAUGAUAUUUUGUCUGUUGUCCUGUGUGCUCCAAAUCUGCUGGCUACUUCAAGUUAUGAUGGUGCAAUUAUUAUCUGGAACUUCACAUCCGGUCUCAUCUUCUGUCAUCUUCAUUCUCCAUUCAGUGCAGUGCCUCAGGAAUUGUCAGGUGGUGUUUGA
Molecule: messenger RNA, 1890 nt
Organism: Hemiscyllium ocellatum (epaulette shark)
Lineage: Eukaryota; Metazoa; Chordata; Chondrichthyes; Orectolobiformes; Hemiscylliidae
Product: WD repeat-containing protein on Y chromosome-like
Exons: 18
Coding region: 1-1890 (629 amino acids)
Molecular function (GO): protein binding
Source: RefSeq, a predicted model, not a curated record